This is a messenger RNA of Microdochium trichocladiopsis, 2961 nucleotides long. Its product is annotated as AMP-binding enzyme. Lineage: Eukaryota; Fungi; Ascomycota; Sordariomycetes; Xylariales; Microdochiaceae. Bases 1 to 2961 code for a protein of 986 amino acids. The record is from RefSeq and is a predicted model, not a curated record. The transcript has 7 exons.
AUGAAGCUGAUUCCCGAGUCUUUCACUCGGGGUCCGGCUGUCAUUCCUCGCUUCCCCACCAUAACUGCGGCAUUCUAUCAUCAUGCCACGUUCUACCCAGAGGAUCUUGCCGCCAUCGACAUUUCUCAGACACCACCUACUCAAAUUACUUAUGGAGCACUUUCUCUGAGGGUCAUCGCCCUCUCGCGGAAACUUCGAAAUGCUGGCAUCAAGCCAGGUGACCGAGUCCCUCUAGUGGUCAAGAGAAGCAUCGAUAUGCUCGUGGGCAUAUAUGCCAUCCUUUCGGCAGGCGCCCAAUAUGUACCCCUCGACGGUGGUGUGGUUCCAGACUCGACAGUACGGUUAGUGGUCGAACAGUCCGCUAGCAGACUUGUGCUGUGUAUGAAGUCUACGAGGCACCGCCUUGCCGCCUUCGAGCCUGAGCGCGAGGUGAUCGCCAUCGAUGAGCUGGGUGCCUUGGUGCCGGAAUACGACGCUGCGAUCACAUCUGACGACUUCUCCACCCCUACUACUGGAUGCUAUGUGAUAUACACAUCAGGAACAACGGGCACGCCAAAGGGUGUCGAUGUCACACAUCAGAACGUUGUGAACCUUGUGUGCCAGUCUCCCGGGGAUCUUGGGAUCGCUCGAGGCACAAGAGUUGGGCAAGUCCUGAAUAUCGGUUUUGAUAUGGCUGCCUGGGAAAUUUUGGGUUGCCUCUCCAAUGGUGGAACAUUGGUGCUCCGUGGAUCAGACUGGAACGCAGUCGUUGCGCAGAUCGACACGUUUAUCUGCACACCCAGCAUCCUUGCACUGUACGAGCCCAGCCAGUUUCCCAACAUCAAGACCGUCGCGACUGCUGGUGAACCGAGCUCUCAGAGUCUUGCGGACCGCUGGAGCUCUCACGGAGUAUAUUACAACUGCUGUGGCCCGACUGAGACCACUAUCGUCAAUACUAUGCACAAGCACACUGUUGGUGCUGAUCUGACAAUUGGCCGACCGACCCCAAACAACUCGGUGUAUAUCCUCGACGACUCCGGAAACCCGGUUGCAGUGGGAGAGACGGGAAUCAUGUGGGCCGGUGGCCACGGCAUCUCUCGCGGUUAUAUCGAUCUUCCCGAAAAGACGGCCGAGAAAUACCGGAUUGAUCCUUUUGCGAACAAUGGCUCCAUGAUGUACAACACUGGUGACUUGGGUCGCUGGAGAGCAGAUGGCACCAUCGAGCCACUCGGUCGAAUCGAUGACCAAAUCAAAAUCAAGGGCUUCCGAGUCGAACUCGACGGGGUAACCGCCUCGCUUAUCGCCUCACCUACGGUCACCAAGGGCAUCGCCGUGUUUCUCGCGGGCGAGAUUCACGCAUUCGUGACACCAACCGACGCAGAUCCCGCCAAGAUCAAGGCGCACAUGGGAAAGCACCAACCUUAUUAUGCCAUUCCAAGCCACUUCCAUGGAAUGAAGGCUCUCCCGCUGACGGCCAAUGGGAAAGUGGAUAAGAAGGCACUGGGCAACUAUUUCACCGAGAAGCAGCAGGUCAUGGCUGAGGUCAAGGCUGCUACUCUUCCUAGGGCCCCUUCGAGCACAUUCACACUCAGUCACUCUCGCUCGACAUCCCUCUCUACACUGGAGUCGCUGGACGAGAAGCCCGAGAAGCUGGAUCUGAAUCAGGACAUACCGGCGAAGCUGCUACCACAACCCUUCCGUGGGCUGUUUCAUCGCCUCCUCAUUGUGUACCGCCAGCUGUUCACAGUCGUCACUGCGUUCAAUCUCAUUGCCGUUGGGGCCCUGGUCUUUGUCGGCCCCACGCAAGAUCGUCUCGCCCUGAUGACUGCUGUCAACCUGAGCAUGGCGGUCCUCAUCCGCCAGGACUUUGUCAUCAACGCUCUUUACACGGUGGCCUGCUCUGUCCCGAAGUCAUGGCCACUCGGCAUUCGCAAGAGGUGCGCCAAGAUCUACCACCUGGGCGGCGUGCAUUCCGCUGCUGCCAUCUUCUCGGCCCUGUGGCUGCUUGCGUCAAGUCUCAGUGACGCAGUCUGCGGCUCAGUCUCGUGCAGCGGCUGGGCACGGCAAUCACUUGCGCCAAAGGUCAUCUCAUGGCUUCUCUGCGGUCUCUACGUGGUGAUGAUGGCGUUUGCAUGGCCUUCGGUGCGCAAGAGCCGCCACAACCUUUUUGAGAUGGUCCACCGCUUUGUUGGAUGGACAAUGUUGGGCUUGUUCUGGGCACAGGUGGUGCUGGCCACAAACGACAGCAAGGCCACCGGCAUGACGCUUGGCGAGGCAUGUGCCCGGAACCCCAGCUUCUGGCUCUUGGCCGUAGCGUCCAUGAGCAUUGUCACCCCCUGGCUGUUUCUGCGCAAGGUCACGGUCGACGCCGAGCCGCUCUCGAACCACGCCGUUCGCCUCCACUUUGACUACACGGUUCCAGUCAACGGCACCUUUACCCGCCUGUCGAAGCGUCCUCUGCUUGAGUGGCACUCGUUUGCUACGAUCCCCGCCCCCGAGCCCGUCUCUGGUCGACCCAAGGGCUACUCGCUCGUGGUUUCCAACGCCGGGGACUGGACCAAGGCGUGCAUCAACAACCAACCCACCAAGAUAUGGGUCCGGGGUGUCCCUACCUGUGGCGUCAUGCGGAUCGCGACGCUCUUCAACCGGCUCGUUGUGAUCGCUACAGGGUCUGGAAUCGGCCCACUUCUGGGCCACCUCCAGGAUCCUAGCUGCCCGACCAAGCUGCUCUGGUCCACGAAGGACCCCGAAAACACAUUCGGCGACAUGUACAGACUGCUCAAGGAGAAGGCCCCGGACGCCGUCGUCCACGACACAAAGCUCAGCGGUAGGCCCGAUCUCGUCAAGAUGGGCUACAACCUCGCCAAGAGCUUCGGCGCGGAGGGCGUCAUCAUCAUCGCCAACGAGAAGAUUACCAGGAAGGUCGUCUACGGUCUCGAGAGUCGCGGCAUGCCAGCCUACGGCGCUAUUUGGGACAGCUGA